AUGUACUCUCACGGUCCAUUAGACGUGGUAACGGUUAAAAAGAAAAUCACGUAAAUUUGAGUGAAAAUGAAACAUUAAGGAAAUAAACCAUGGAUAAAAGGACAGUCUUGAUAUCCUAGGUGCAGCUGUACUUCAUAUUUUCUUUAAACUGAAGGGACCGGGAUACUGUAGUUUCAAGAUCAAGGAUGACAUUUAUUAAGUCUACUUCUGUGUUCACAGUAAUAGCCGAAGUGACGCUAUGGCUUUUGAUGUCAGUACUGACCUUACUACUUUCCUACAAUCUGAUUGGUGUUGAGCCGUUCAGGCGUGGUUUCUUCUGUGACGAUGAGACGAUACGAUACCCGUACAAAGAUGACACUGUCAGUGACACAAUGGUGGCUGUUAUAUUCGUUGUCGUACCUAUAAUUAUCAUGAUCAUCACAGAAACUGCUCAUAUAGUAUCUUUAAAAGAUAGACAGGCAAAAGGAAACAAAGUUUUGCUACAAAAAUUUUCAGCUAAAUUUUAUAGAACAGUGGGAGCAUUUUUGUUUGCUACAUUGUGUACAAUGUUUCUUACUGAAACAAUGAAAUUAUUUGGCGGUAGACUCCGCCCACAUUUUGUGUCAUUAUGCAAACCAGAUUUCUCAAAAUUGAAUUGUUCCCAAGGAUACAUAAUGAUUCAUACUGGCACGUGCACAGCUGACGUCACAAGAAGAAAACUGUUAGAUGCUAGAAAGUCAUUUCCGUCGGGACAUGCCUCGUUAUCAGCUUUUGGUGCUAUUUAUUUACUGGUGUACCUCCAGUUUCGUUUCGUCUGGACACAGAAGAUAAGAAUACUCUUGCCGCUGAUACAAGUUGGAAUCAUCUGUGCUUCCGCUUUUGUUUGUAUUUCCCGCGUAAAUGAUAAUAAACAUCAUUUUAGUGACGUCAUCGCUGGUGCUAUUUUGGGAACGGUUGUAGCUUUACUUACGUUAAAGUAUGUUUCCUGCAUCCGAAGGAACGGAAAACAUGUCAGCCAUUACCUACCAGAUACAAUUCACGACACACCGACCAGCCCUGUGCUUACAAACACAUCUCCAGCACGGAAUGGACAAACUCCAAAUACUGUUGUCGAAAUGAAAGAUGUAUGACAUUGAUAGAUGACAUUGUCAUGACAUUGAAAUAUGGCAUUGUUUAUAUUACUAGAACAAGAUAUAUAACGAAAGAUUAUGUCAUUUAUGUAUGACAUUGUUUGUGACAUUGAAAUAUGGCAUUGUUUAUAUUACCAGAAAAAAAGAUAUAUAAAUAUA
This is a messenger RNA of Mercenaria mercenaria, 1268 nucleotides long. RefSeq names its product phospholipid phosphatase 1-like. Gene Ontology annotation, molecular function: phosphatidate phosphatase activity. Bases 186 to 1109 code for a protein of 307 amino acids. The record is from RefSeq and is a predicted model, not a curated record. Gene Ontology annotation, biological process: phospholipid metabolic process; phospholipid dephosphorylation; signal transduction. The transcript is spliced from 8 exons. NCBI's taxonomy places the organism in Eukaryota, Metazoa, Mollusca, Bivalvia, Venerida, Veneridae.